AUGCUUUGUGUUGGGGGAUCCUGGGCAGGCACUUGCGUCUUGGGCCCCCGUUGCCUCUUCCAGUUUGCUAGGCUCAAUACCAUCGUUCGGGCCGUUCAUAUCCAGUUCAUCGCCGUUCAUCGCCGUUCAUCGCUGUUCAUCGCUGUUCAUAAGUCCACGGAGCUGGGGACUGCUGCUCGCCAGGCCAACAGCUGGGUGCUCCUGAGCCCCAGCGGCUCGGCCCCGGCAGCCCGCUCAGACCACGGCGCGGUCUGGAGCGCCGCUGCCGACGGCAUGUACGUUUUCGGCGGCGUGGACGGCAGCAGCGACGGCCUCGGCCGCUGUUGCGUCCAGUGUUCUUACAGUUCGGCAGGUUUGGGGACUGCUGCUCGCCAGGCCAACAGCUGGGUGACCCUGACCCCCAGCGGCUCGGCCCCCGAAGUCCGGGAGCAGUUCGGCAUGACCUGGAGCGAAGCCGCUGAUGGCAUGUACGUGUUCGGCGGAUGGGCGGCUGACAACGGCUACUUGAACGACCUGCACUUCUACGACCGCCAGGCCAACAGCUGGGUGCUCCUGAGCCCCACCGGCUCGGCCCCCGUAAAACGGCGCUCCCACAGUGUAACCUGGAGCGCCGCUGCCGACGGCAUGUACGUCUUCGGCGGCUGGGGCACUGGCGGCAUGCACAGCGACGGCCUCGGCCGCUGCCGCCUGAAUGACCUCCACUUCUACGGCCGCCAGGCUCCGCUGGUAGUGAAUCUCAAGGGGAAGGCCAACAGCUGGGUGACCCUGACCCCCAGCGGCUCGGCCCCUGAACAUCGAGCUCAUAUUGUGGUUACCUGGAGCGAAGCUGCCGAUGGCAUGUACGUCUUCGGUGGCUGGGGCGCUGACGAGAGCGGCGUCGGCCGCUUUCUGAAUGACCUCCACUUCUACGGCCGCCAGGCUCCGCUGGCUCACGAAUUCAGGAUCUUUAUGGAACUGGGUGGCCUGUCUGGGGGUGGUUUUGUGGUCUGUCGCGGUCUGUCGUGGACCGUCGUGGACCGUCGUGAGACGGCAAUCGGCGUCGGGUACCCUCGGCGGCUCUACGAGAUGGGGCAGCUGGUGGUUCGUGUCGGACUUUCGGACACAUCGACGCACCAUCAUGAUUCAGCAUGCAGCAUGCCUCCGUUCAUAUCCCGUUCAUCGCUGUUCAUCGCUGUUCAUAAGUCCACGGAGCUGGGGACUGCUGCUCGCCAGGCCAACAGCUGGGGGCUCCUGAGCCCCAGCGGCUCGGCCCCGGCAGAACGGAGCGGGAACUCCUUGGUUUGGAGCGAAGCUGCCGAUGGCAUGUACGUCUUCGGCGGGCCCACAACAGAUGGCCCCGGCCUCGGCUGCCGUGUGGGGACGCGGGGAGCCGUGGCGCUCGGCCUGAGGAAUUGGAUGCAAUUUGACUUUCGCUUAUGCGGGCUCAAAGAAGCUCAGGGCGAUUUUCAUGAGAACUUCAAGGAGGCAUCGCCCAGCUCGGCGCCUGAAUGGCGGCAGCUUCAUCCCGGCGGCGACAUCCCUUAUAGCCGUUUCCAGGACCUCCACUUCUAUGAUCCUGAGGCUGGGAAUGUUAUGCCCCUGUUUGCGAACGUGUGGGAGAAACUUGCCGACAUCCCCCUCAGCGAUAGUGGUGGAUGUGCUGUUGUGAGUGCUGGCACUGAUGGGCUCUAUGGAAUAUGCAGAGGCCCGCUGGAGCAUGUCUACUUCUACACCCAAGAGGCCAUAUCUCUCUCCUACACGGCAUGUGCAUUGUCAGCGAACACCUGGCAAUAUCUUGAAACCGGCGGCGAAGCACCAGAAUGCUGCGGAUUCCGGGGUGGUUGGAGUGAAGCUGCCUACGGGAUCUACGGCCUUGGUGGCUGGAAUUCGCUUUAUGAGCGACCUCUACUUCUACAGCCGGCAGGUUCCACCAUGCGCGUUUGGCAGUUUCAGAGCUCAUGGGAGGCAAAUGCAUGGCAGCUGGUGACCCCGGAUGGUGAUUCUGUCGGCGGCCGUACCGAUCAUGCAGCCGUCUGGGCCGAGACGCCUGACGGGCUGUAUGUCUUUGGCGGGCGAGUUUCUAGACCGUAUUAUUUGAACGACCUGUACUUCUACAGCCGCCAGGCAUGGAGGGAGGACUUCGAUUGGACUUGUGCAGUCAUGCUGCGUUUCUUACCGAGUCUGACGCAUGAAGCAGGGGAGAGGCAAACAGGUGGUCUCAGCUGGCGUUGCCUGAUUCUCCGAGCGAGCGCAGCUUUUCAAGCGGGAUUGGAGCGGCCUGGGUGGAAGCUGUCCAAACUCUGUAAGAGGAAUGACCUGUAUGUCUUGGCUCCCGAGGUUUCGUGCCAACAUGGGUUCUACGUUGCAGCGAACGGAGCAUGCCAGCCAUGCCCUUUGGGCACCUUCACCAAGGUACUGAACACGUGUCAUCCAUGCAAUUCUGACUUUCCAGGUUCCACCACACCAGGAGUUGGAGCCACGAAUGCGACCAUGUGCAUUCGCCCACAGGAUGGUCUAGAUCUUCAGUGCACAUCUGGCAUUCCUUGCUCCGUGACAAUCAGCGGAUUUAGCCUGCAAGAUGGACAUCGCCUGGCUCUCACAGAGUCUGACAGCUGUCAGGGUCCGCUUCGGACGGUAUCAAACCUUCCCAACGAGGGAGCAUCCAGAGAUGCCAGCGAGGGCGUGUAUGUCUGGGGGAGCACGGGGUCCGAGUUUGCACCAGAGGGCGGCGCGUACCAGGUCUGCUGGUGUGCUAACAUUCAUGGCAUCGUCUGCGACAGUUUGCAGCUGUUCCAGAUACCCGUUGGCCAACUACAGGUAGGUGUGAGGACAUGUGUCUUUGAAUAUCCCAUUGCGGCCGCGUUCCGCGACUGCAGGCCGAGUACGCCCGAGUACGCCCGAGUACGCCCGAGUACGCCCGAGUACGCCCGAGUGCGCCCGAGUGCGCCCGAGUACGCCCGAGUACGCCCGAGUACGCCCGAGUACGCCCGAGUACGCCCGAGUACGCCCGAGUACGCCCGAGUGCUGGGGCCUUCGAGCACUCACUUCUUCUGGUGUGUGCGCGGCAGAGACUGCACAGAUCUCCCGAAGUUGGAAGGUGUAGGUUUGUCCUCCAGAGACCAGGUCGCUCUUCGGAGCGCUGGUUGUGGAUCUGCAGCCUUCCAGCAGGUUUCGCCGAAGAACGGGAAUGGCAUUGCUAACAUCACUGACUCUUCUGACACGCUUAACGAGUCUAACCUGACAUUGUCCUUCGGGACAUCGAACCUGCAGCAGGGAAUCGACUACCGAGUAUCCGUUAAUGCGAACGAAGUUGGACAUGAUCUUUGCUGGUGUGGACGCGGAAGCUGCAAUGCAGAAGACUUUGCAGUUCCUUUCGGCAAGCUGCGUGUGCUUGGGCCAUUUGCUGGUCAAGAGGCGAGAUGCAUGCAGGGGCAAACUUGUCAGGUGCAGCUGGAGGGUGCCUUGGAUGGUUUUGGUGUCAGCCUUCUGGCUGGCGACCGCCUCACUUUCCUGUUCGAGUGCGGCCAGGGCCCAUUCCUUAUAGGUCUUCCUGGGCAGUAUGCCGAGACAUCCGAUGCAGUGAGCUUUCUCUUUCGGGAUGCCAGUGGUGCCCACCUCUUCGCAAGUUUACCAGGUAUCUACACCAUGUGUUGGUGCAGGCCUCACAGCAGCACAAACUGCGAGGCUGCCAGCGACUUCCAAGUUCUUGCAGGCUUGGUUCGAGUGACUGGGCCUCUGUUGGGUCAGAUCUUUCAUUGCCAGUUCUCCUCUCUCUGCAAUAUUUCUGGCUUGCAAGGUUCAGGCCUUGCAGUUGGGGACGAGCUGUUGCCUAUGCAGGAAUGUGGCACUUCGAGCCUGUCUGCAACUUUCCCAAGUGCGCAGCCAUUUUAUGCGAUUUCCGAGCCGACUGCAGCUGAUGACUUGGCAGACAAGAUCACCUUUAACCUUGGGCUGUUGCCGUUGCAGGGGGCUUCUCCUGAGACUGUCCAACUGUGUUGGUGCCCUUCUUCUGCAAAAUGCCGAAUGUCGGAAUAUCGUGCUGCAGCAGUGCACUUGCAGAUCUCUUGCCCUCCUGGUACCUACGAGCUAGUGGGGAGGUCGAGAACAUGCCAGGCAUGUCCUCCAGGCUCUUACUGUCCUGGAGGGCCGGACGGCAGAUUGGAGCAUUGCCCGCACGGGAGCACUUCACCUGUGGAGUCAACUUCGAAGCAGGACUGCAGCUGUCGCCGUGGCUUCGGCUGGGAUUCGCAGCUCGAAGUCUGUUUGCCUUGCCCUGCCGGAUCCUUCAAGCAGCUGGUGGGCAACCAGCACUGCGACGCCCAAUGUCCCCAAGACACCACCUCCUCGGCAGGAGCCAUCGGUGAGUUACAGUGUUUCUGUGCAAGCGGAAGGGUGGACACGGACCCAUCGCCAGCCUUUAGCUGCACAGAUCUCACAGCCAGCUUGGUUGAGAUGCCAAGGCCUGCUGAGGCCGCCAUUUUCUCUUUCACUGGAAACAUUCAUGUGGAGCCGGGGCGUCUUCCGGAGCUACAACCUCUGCUAGAGGAAUACGUGGAAUCAGAGACUGGGCGAGCAUCGCUCAGUGUUGUGGCUACAUCGGUGGACGUCAGGUACACUCUCUCCAGCUAUGAGGAGGAGGCCGUGCGUGAAGCACAUGCCAAGUUCCUGGCAGACCCUUUCGAGGCCUGGGCCAUCAAACUUCCAGGUGAGUUGGCGCUCAUCACUGCGAACAGCGCGGCUAUCACCAACGAAAGCAUCAGCUGCCCGGAGACAUGGAACUUUCCACCUGGGCCCAUCCGAAGUUUGGCCGAUUGCCGGUGCUCCUAUGGCAUGGAGCCUUCUGCUGACCUUUGCAGGAGAUGCCCUUUGGGCACCUACAAGGGGAUGGUUGGUACUUCAAGCUGCACAAGUUGCCCGGAAGCAGGCGGCGGCCUCAACCUCGUCCGAACUACCUUACGAGAGGGUGCAGUGUCCGCUGGAGAAUGCGUCUGCCCAGCCGGAUACAUGAGUCCGGAUUCCACCAAUUCUGAUUGCCAGCCCUGCGAACAGGGUUUUUUCUGCUUUGGUGGCCGCCAGGAACCUUGCCCACCAUUGACGAUCACCCGGGCCCAAGCCGCCAGCAGCGUCACGGACUGCAUCUGCGAACAGGGCUACUUCGCUUCGGUAUCAGGUGUUUGCGAGCCUUGUGCUCCGGGCAGGUUUAAGCCGGAGGCUGGCAACGCCGAGUCGGAUUGCCAGACAUGCGCCGCUGGAACGUGGAGCAACACAUCCGGAGCAACCUCACACACAGCCUGCAUCCAGUGCAUCCCAGGAUCCACCACGAAGAAUGACACAGCUACAGAGGAAGAUCUAUGCAUUCGUCCACUUCCUGGGCAGAUGCUGCGGUGCACUGCUGGCCGCACAUGUGAGGUUCGCAUCGCAGGGCACCAGCUACAUGAUGGCCACAGUAUGGCCCUGACCUCCAGUUCUGGCUGUAGCAGUGCCAACCAGCCUGUACCCAAUGUGGCAAACGAGGGCGUGUCGCAGCCCGCAUCUGAUCAAGGCCAACGGUAUGCCUGGCAGGGGGAUACGAAUGCCAUGGACUUCGCCCCUCCGGGAGGCUACUACAGUCUUUGCUGGUGCGCCGACCUACCUGGGCUCAGCUGCACAAGCUUGGAAAGCUUCCAGAUUGAAGCAGGGCGUCUUGAAGUCGUGGGGCCUUUCGCGAACCAUGACUUUGAGUGCAUUCGCGGCAUGGACUGCAGCAGCGGCCUAAAGAAAUUUCAGGGCCAGGGCCUCUCCACCAGCGACUCCGUAGCCAUGAAAGCUACCUGUGGAGCUGGCAGCUUAGAGAUCUCUCUUGCCAACACACACGGCCUUGGAAACCUCAGCGAUGAUUUCGAGCUGAGCUUUGGGGUUUCUGGCGCUUCCGAGAAUUUCGGCUUGUCCAUUGACGCAGACGAUCGUGGGUACCAGCUGUGCUGGUGUGGAGGCCCGAUGCCUGCAGGGGCAGAUCUGCGAGGUGUGAGCCUUGGCUCUGCGGACCGCUUGGCUUUCCUGUCAGAGUGUGGCCAGGGCCCAUUUCUUGCAGGCCUCCCUGGGCAGUAUGCAGAGACAUCCAAUGGAAUCGACUUUGUCUUCCAGGAUGCCAAGGGCAACAGGCACCUCUUCGCAAGUGUUCCAGGCAUCUACACCAUGUGCUGGUGCAGGCCUCACGGCAGCACAAACUGCGAGGCUGCCAGCGACUUCCAGGUUCUUGUGGGCUUGGUCCGACUUACUGGGCCUCUGCUGGGUCAGGCCUUCCAGUGCUUCUUUUCCAUUAACUGCACGGUCUCUGAGUUGCAGGGAUCUGGACUUGCAGUUGGGGACGAGCUGUUGCCCAUGCAGGAAUGUGGCACUUCGAGUCUGUCUGCGACUUUCCCAAGUGCACAGCCAUUCUAUGCUUUUCAUGAGCAAGGUGCUGAUGGCGAAGACAGGAUCACCUUUAACCUUGGGCUGUUGCCGUUGCAGGGGGCUUCUCCUGAGACUGUCCAACUGUGUUGGUGCCCUUCUUCUGCAAAAUGCCAAAUGUCGGAAUAUCGUGCUGCAGCAGUGCACUUGCAGAUCUCUUGCCCUCCUGGUACCUACGAGCUAGUGGGGAGGUCGAGAACAUGCCAGGCGUGCCCUCCAGGCUCUUACUGUCCUGGAGGGCCGGACGGCAGAUUGGAGCAUUGCCCGCACGGGAGCACUUCACCUGUGGAGUCAACUUCGAAGCAGGACUGCAGCUGUCGCCGUGGCUUCGGCUGGGAUUCGCAGCUCGAAGUCUGUUUGCCUUGCCCUGCCGGAUCCUUCAAGCAGCUGGUGGGCAACCAGCACUGCGACGCCCAAUGUCCCCAAGACACCACCUCCUCGGCAGGAGCCAUCGGUGAGUUACAGUGUUUCUGUGCAAGCGGAAGGGUGGACACGGACCCAUCGCCAGCCUUUAGCUGCACAGAUCUCACAGCCAGCUUGGUUGAGAUGCCAAGGCCUGCUGAGGCCGCCAUUUUCUCUUUCACUGGAAACAUUCAUGUGGAGCCGGGGCGUCUUCCGGAGCUACAACCUCUGCUAGAGGAAUACGUGGAAUCAGAGACUGGGCGAGCAUCGCUCAGUGUUGUGGCUACAUCGGUGGACGUCAGGUACACUCUCUCCAGCUAUGAGGAGGAGGCCGUGCGUGAAGCACAUGCCAAGUUCCUGGCAGACCCUUUCGAGGCCUGGGCCAUCAAACUUCCAGGUGAGUUGGCGCUCAUCACUGCGAACAGCGCGGCUAUCACCAACGAAAGCAUCAGCUGCCCGGAGACAUGGAACUUUCCACCUGGGCCCAUCCGAAGUUUGGCCGAUUGCCGGUGCUCCUAUGGCAUGGAGCCUUCUGCUGACCUUUGCAGGAGAUGCCCUUUGGGCACCUACAAGGGGAUGGUUGGUACUUCAAGCUGCACAAGUUGCCCGGAAGCAGGCGGCGGCCUCAACCUCGUCCGAACUACCUUACGAGAGGGUGCAGUGUCCGCUGGAGAAUGCGUCUGCCCAGCCGGAUACAUGAGUCCGGAUUCCACCAAUUCUGAUUGCCAGCCCUGCGAACAGGGUUUUUUCUGCUUUGGUGGCCGCCAGGAACCUUGCCCACCAUUGACGAUCACCCGGGCCCAAGCCGCCAGCAGCGUCACGGACUGCAUCUGCGAACAGGGCUACUUCGCUUCGGUAUCAGGUGUUUGCGAGCCUUGUGCUCCGGGCAGGUUUAAGCCGGAGGCUGGCAACGCCGAGUCGGAUUGCCAGACAUGCGCCGCUGGAACGUGGAGCAACACAUCCGGAGCAACCUCACACACAGCCUGCAUCCAGUGCAUCCCAGGAUCCACCACGAAGAAUGACACAGCUACAGAGGAAGAUCUAUGCAUUCGUCCACUUCCUGGGCAGAUGCUGCAGUGCACUGCUGGCCGCACAUGUGAGGUUCGCAUCGCAGGGCACCAGCUACAUGAUGGCCACCGUAUGGCCCUGACCUCCAGUUCUGGCUGUAGCAGUGCCAACCAGCCUGUACCCAAUGUGGCAAACGAGGGUGUGUCGCAGCCCGCAUCUGAUCAAGGCCAACGGUAUGCCUGGCAGGGGGAUACGAAUGCCAUGGACUUUGCCCCUCCAGGAGGCCACUACAGUCUUUGCUGGUGCGCCGACCUACCUGGGCUCAGCUGCACAAGCUUGGAAAGCUUCCAGAUUGAAGCCGGGCGUCUUCAAGUCGUGGGGCCUUUCGUGAACCAUAGCUUCACUUGUGUGCGAGGCCAAGACUGCACCGGAUUACCUUUACAGGGUGUGGGAUUUCUCACUGGGGAAGUGUCGCUGAGGACUGCCUGCGGCAAGUCAGGCUCGCUUCUCUCGCUUUCCCCCGCCAAUGGGAAUGCCACCGGGAUCGUUGAACAGGAUGCAUCAAGCGUGGCCUUCGUUCUGAGCUUUGGUGUGUCAGAUGCGUUCAGGGACCAUGGGCUCACCCUCGAUGCAAGCAAUGAUGGAUAUCGCUUAUGCUGGUGUGCACGCGACAGGCCUGGCGACAGGCCUGAAAGGUCUUGUGCUUUCGAUGACUUCGCUGUGGAUGCUGGCAGGUUGCGGGUGGAGGGUCCACGGACAAACCAGGAGGUAUCCUGCUCCGUCGGGCAGCCGUGUGCUCCCAAUGGUCUCGAGUCUGUUGGUGCUGUGGCAGGUGAUCGACUUAUGGUUCUCGCUGCUUGUGGCACGGGCUCUGCUAUGCCCGGCUUUCCUGGCGGUGGAAUUGCGGAGUAUGUCGCAACUAGGCUGCAGAUCAAGGGUGCUUUUCAUGUCAGAAUCCGGUGCUUGUGGGUGCUGACUUUCAUUUUCUCACUCAGGGUGCCGAUGGCUUCCGGUUUCUUGGCAGCUCGGAGGUCCUGCAGUCGUCGGCUGGGAUCUUUCGGCUUUGCUUUUGCCGGCCGCUUUCUACGAGCUGUGAUAAGCCAGCAGACUUCAAGGCCGCCGUAG
Molecule: messenger RNA, 8943 nt
Organism: Symbiodinium natans
Lineage: Eukaryota; Dinophyceae; Suessiales; Symbiodiniaceae
Source: the annotation of a GenBank genome assembly